Molecule: messenger RNA, 2188 nt
Organism: Pezoporus flaviventris
Lineage: Eukaryota; Metazoa; Chordata; Aves; Psittaciformes; Psittacidae
Gene: RASSF5
Product: Ras association domain family member 5
Exons: 5
Coding region: 732-1532 (266 amino acids)
Biological process (GO): signal transduction
Cellular component (GO): nucleus
Source: RefSeq, a predicted model, not a curated record
AGCACUGCUGAAAUCACUCCUGCUGCUCCAAAAUGAGCCGCAGAGCGGAGAGGAACCCACCGCCCUCCCACAGCGUGACGACCCGGGGCUCCUGGAACCCCAAGGAGGGUCUUCCCUUCCCCAUCACCCUUCAGCAGCCGAAGUCCAGCCUGGACUUGCUUCCCUAAGGCAGCAGAUGCAGCGCAGCUCUCGAGGAUGCGCUAACAGGGAAGGAGCACGGAGCCAGCCUGCGUGGCGAUGUGCGCUGGGUAUCAAAGGAGGAGCUGGGGGCACCCAGGGGCCGGGCCGUGCCCGCGGCCAAACCCAGCUCCUCAUCCCCAGCGUGCAGCAGCGGGGUGACCGAUCCUGCGAGAGGAAGUGGCCGGGCUGCGGGGCGAGCGCAGGAAGGGGAGGUGAUGCUGGGUGCCUGAGUGAGCGCCCCGGGGGACCAGAGCGGGAGCUCCCGGGGCCGAGAGCGGGAGCAAACUCAGCUCUGCCCCUUCCAUGCUGCGCAGGGAGGCGGGUGCAGGGGGAGAGGGAAGGGUUACCCAGCGCGGCUGCCUGUUAAAGAGAAACAGCUCCGCUGGCUCCCGAGGAUGAGCAGGAGCAGCUACUGCAGAUAAGCGCCGGCGAGCGGAGGAUGUGAGAGCCGGGUCCCUGCUGGUGCGGGAGCCGGAGCGGGGACCGCCGAUGGUCAGCAGCCCCCCGGUGAGCCCCGGGUGUGCUCGGCCUCUCGCCUCUGCCGGGCUUCGAUGACCAUCGGCAGCAGCAUGAGCAGCGGGUACUGCAGCUUGGAUGAGGACCUCGAGGAUUGCUUUUUCACAGCAAAAACCUCUUUCUUCCGGAGCACACCGAGCAAGGUCCCUGCCAAGAAUGUAACACAAACAGUAGAAGAAGAAAAACCCGAGCCUCCGACCAUCCAGGAGAUCAAGCAGAGGAUUGAGAAGUACAAUGCAAAAGUUACAAACUGCCUGUUGAUGAAGCUGAACGACGAUGGGACAUACACGGGAUUCAUUAAAGUGCAUCUGAAGCUGCGGCGCCCUGUGACGGUGCCGGCGGGGAUCCGGCCCCAGUCCAUCUACGAUGCCCUCAAGGAGGUGAACCUGGCCGACAUGACGGACAAGAGAACCUCCUUCUACCUGCCGCUGGAUGCCAUCAAGCAGCUGCACAUCAGCAGCACGACCACGGUGAGCGAGGUGAUCCAGGGGCUCCUCAAGAAGUUCAUGGUGGUGGAUAACCCCCAGAAGUUUGCACUGUUCAAGGAGAUGCGGAAGGACGGGCAAGUGCUCUUCCAGAAGCUGCCUCUCACCGAGUACCCCCUGUACCUCCGGCUCCUGGCGGGUCCUGACACAGAUGUGCUCAGUUUUGUGCUGAAGGAAAACGAAACAGGGGAAGUCGAGUGGGACGCGUUCUCCAUCCCAGAGCUUCAGAACUUCUUGAUGAUACUGGACAAAGAAGAAAAGGACAAAAUCCAGCAAGUGCAAAGGAAGUAUGAGAAGUUUAAACAGAGACUGCAACAGACCUUGAAAGAAGCCAAAGGGAAGCCUGGAUAACCCUUUGGAAGCACUGGGAUCAGACUAAGCUAGAUAGUACUUUUAAAAUGAAAAGACACUUCUCAGGACACCUUAUAGUAGUCACCCUCCCUCUUCAUCCUCUCCUGAAGUCCUUCAAGUGAACAUAUUGCAUUUUCUCCUUCUGAAAGCUCUUCUCCCAGGGCCAGAGAACGGGGAGCCUGUUUUCAAACCAUGCUGCUCAACCAACCAAACACCGUCAGAGGAGCUCCGUGGAAGAUGCUCCGUGUUGCAACCCAGCAGGAACACCUACUGGCUGAUGUCUUGAGCAGGGUCACGCUUGCUGUUAACGCUCCUCUCAGUGACUUGCGUGUCCUCGUGUGGAGGUGCUGAGCUCACUGCGUGUGCCCACGUGGCUGAGUUCUGGUUUCAUAAGUAGAGCACAGGAAGCAGGAGGUGGUUGCACCAAACCAUGUGGGUGUUGCAGCCAUAACCAAGGCUGUUUAUGGGCAUGUUCAGGGCUGAGAGAAGCAGGGAAAUGCCAAGUUCUGAGCCCAAGGCAGCUGCAACACCCAAAGAGUUGUUAGUACACAUUAGUGAAACUUGGUGAUCUUAAUUCUAGGGAAAAGUCAUCUGUUUUGAUUCUAUUUAACUUCCAGUUGUGAAAACAGAUGUGACUGAAAGCACAUCCCCCUGAU